Angiostrongylus costaricensis is the source of this 465-nucleotide messenger RNA. Lineage: Eukaryota; Metazoa; Nematoda; Chromadorea; Rhabditida; Metastrongylidae. The record is from the annotation of a GenBank genome assembly.
AUGGAAUCUAGUGCCAAGGAAAACAAGGGUUUGCUUCUCCUGAAUCCAGUAGGGGACACCUCUGUUGCAACGGCAGACUCCUCUCGAUCUCAAAUCCCAGUGAAUGGAAUGGAUUCGGGAGUCGUACCUCAAACACCUGACCAGGAAUAUGUAAUGUAUGGGUCCCUAACAUUCAAUGAGGAUAAUGAUCCGUCAGGCUGGUGUUUGUUCAAUAGUGAGGCCGUAGAGUACUGCGAGCACAGUGAGGAAGUAGACUUACUUGAACGUUCCGUGUUCAAUAGUGAUGAAUACGAGAUUUGUGAUCACAGUGAGAAAGCGGAUCACAUUGAAGGUUUCGUGCUCAAUAAUGAAGAAUUCGAGAUGAUUGAUCCUGCGACGAAGGAACUAUCCCUUCUUCAAGUCACUCAACACAAUCACCUUCGUUUGGAUGAAUCUAUUACUCAUGAGCAAUUUCCUGUUACAUAA